AUGAUAUUUUUAAAACCCAAUUCAAUUUUAUUAAUAAUAUUAUUUAUUUCACCUUUAUUAACAUAUGCAUUAUGGCCUAUUCCUCAAAUUUGGUCAAAAGGGGGUCAGGUUCUUAAGGUUUAUCCAAGCUUAUCAAUUGAAUUUAAAUUUUUAGAUGAAUUGAACAAUCAAACUAAAAAUAUUUAUGGUGCAAUGCAUGCUCUCACAACUUUCUCUCAAUUGAUUUAUGAUGUUAAAGACGAUGAUGAAAAUAAAUCUAUUGCGUAUAUUCCUUUUGCACCACACGAAAUUAAAGAUUAUCCCAAGUAUAAACAUCGUGGAUUAUUAUUAGACACUUCAAGAAAUUAUUACCCUGUUAAAGAUAUCUUGAAAAUUAUAGAAACAAUGAGUUGGAAUAAAUUUAAUGUAUUUCAUUGGCAUAUAGUUGAUGCUACUAGUUGGCCUUAUGUUAGUAAAGAGUUUCCCGAAUUAAGUGAAAAAGGGGCUUAUGAUUCAAAAACAAUGAUUUACACAAAUCAAGAUAUAAAAAACAUUAUUAAUUUUGGACAAAAGAGAGGUGUUCGAAUCAUUCCUGAAUUUGAUAUGCCUGGUCAUACCUUUUCUAUUUCUUAUAGUAAACCAGAAUUAAUUGUGUGUCCAAAUAAGCAGCCAGAUUGGGAUUUGUAUUCAGCAAGCCCUCCAAGUGGUCAAUUGAACCCAGUCUUACCAGAAACCUAUCAAUUUGUUGAGAAGUUAGUUACUGAAAUCACUUCAUUAUUUACUGACAAAUUUUAUCAUUCUGGUGGAGAUGAAAUAAAUAUUAAUUGUUGGACGAGUGAUGAGUCAAUAAGUGAUUAUAUUGCUAAUAACCCUGGCACAACCGGCGAUACACUGAUCGAGAAAUUUUACCAUGAAUUACAUAAUGUAGUUAGAAAACAAGGGAAAACUCCAAUGAUUUGGGAAGAAGCAAUUGUUAAUCAUAAAUUGAAAUUACCUUCUGAUGUUGUGGUACAAGUUUGGACAAAUGCAAAACAUGUUAAGGAAGUUGUUAAUCAAGGUUAUAGAGUUGUGACUGGUAGUAGUGAUUAUUGGUAUUUGGAUUGUGGUCAUGGUGCAUGGGGAUUAACACCUGAGGAAUCAAAAUUUGUUAUCGGAGGUGAGGUGUUAUUAUGGUCCGAGCAAUCGGAUUCAAUGAACUAUGAAAGUUACUUAUGGCCAAGAUCAUCCUCGGCUGCUGAAGUUCUCUGGUCGGGUAAUUUUGACAUGAAUGGACAAGCCCGUGAUCUUAAAGAUGCAUUACCAAGAUUAAAUGAUUGGAGAUUUAGAAUGGUUUUACGUGGUACUAGGGCCGAUCCAUUACAACCACUUUGGUGUGUUAGAACUAAUCAAUGUAAUCUGGCACCUAAAUCUUUGCAAUGA
Molecule: messenger RNA, 1398 nt
Organism: Entrophospora candida
Lineage: Eukaryota; Fungi; Glomeromycota; Glomeromycetes; Entrophosporales; Entrophosporaceae
Source: the annotation of a GenBank genome assembly